This is a messenger RNA of Naegleria gruberi, 1620 nucleotides long. RefSeq names its product phosphatidylserine decarboxylase. The record is from RefSeq and is a predicted model, not a curated record. Gene Ontology annotation, biological process: phosphatidylethanolamine biosynthetic process. Gene Ontology annotation, cellular component: mitochondrion. Gene Ontology annotation, molecular function: phosphatidylserine decarboxylase activity. Lineage: Eukaryota; Heterolobosea; Eutetramitea; Acrasida; Naegleriidae. The coding region runs from base 1 to 1602 and encodes 533 amino acids. The transcript is spliced from 2 exons.
AUGAUUUCUAUUAAUUCUAAAAGAUUAUAUCAUCAUUCAAUUCCUGUCAUGUCUACCUCUAAUAAUAACAAUACUUCCACAGGAAUCAAUCCAUCUUCUACAACUUCUACUACUAGCACUACAACAACAACAGGUGAUGAAAAAUCAUCAUCCAGUAGCAGCACCAAUAACAGGGGUGGUAAUAAUAACUCAUCGAACAACCAAGAACCUCCAAAGAAGAAGAAAAAAGGUUACAUAAAAAAAUUCUUCAAAUAUUUCUUGUUGGGUGCCGCAACAACAUCCACCAUACUACUAAUACUAGGAUCCUUCUUUAAUUAUCUUGACAUGACCGAUAUCAAUGAUGACUUUUUAGUAGACUUGGAGGAACAAAAACAAUUACACCAACAACCAGAAAAGCAAACCUUUUUACAAUUAUUAUCAAAGGCUAUUCCAACAAACUUUAUAUCAAGAUGUUGGGGUAAUAUCGGAAGCACAGAACUUCGUCCAGAAAUACUUAGACCAUUGGUAUAUAAUGCCUAUGGUUGGUUUUAUAAUGUAAAUAUGGAAGAGAUUGAAAAGCCGUUAGAAGAAUAUGCCAGUCUUCAAGACUUUUUCUCAAGAAAAUUAAAACCAACAACAAGACCUUCACUCAGUGUUCAACACAAGAGAAAGAUUCUGAGAAAGAUCCAUCUCGAUGAAAAUGCUGACUUGAAUGAUAUUGAACGUGAAUAUCAAAGAUCACUAAUGGUUUCUCCUGUCGAUGGUACAGUUGCAAGAUUUGGUACAUUAUCUGUUGAACUUGACCAAUUGGAUGAAACCUAUGAACAUAUUUACCUUCCACAAGUUAAAGGUGUAACUUAUUCAAUGCAACAAUUAUUACAAAAGGAAAAGUCACAAAACAUUACAUUUAACAAUCACUUUUCUGUAUUUUCAAAGCGUAAUGGAUAUCAACCACAACAAGAUGAAGAAAUUACUAUUGGAGAAGAAUAUUCGGAACAUGAUCAAGCUGCUGUAUCGAACAACAAUCAAAACACAAAGCAAAAGAAACAAUUACAUUAUUGUGUAUUAUAUUUGGCUCCUGGUGAUUAUCACAGAUUCCACAGCCCUUGUGAUAUGACUGUAGAGUCAAGAAAACAUAUUUAUGGUAAACUUUAUCCUGUCAUGCCUCUCUAUUUGAACAAGUAUCCUAAUUUGUACACACAAAAUGAAAGAGUUGUUCUUAAUGGUAAAUGGGAUUAUGGUAACAUGCAUUAUGUUAUUGUUGGUGCUUUGAAUGUGGGGUCAUGUGUUGUAAACUUUGAUAAUUCUUUGAGAACCAAUAAGACCAAACCAUCUCAACCAGCCCAACCAACUCAAACUGAAAAGGUUGAACUUGUAGAUAAGAAGACAAAGGAAGAGCACAUCAAGGAUCCAGAACAAGGUGAAGAAGUUGUUGUUUUGUCAAGAAAUUAUGUUCAAGGAGGUCUUUCGAUAGAGAAGGGUGAAGAAUUAGGUUAUUUCAAACUUGGUUCAACCAUUAUCCUCAUUUUUGAAAGCAAUGAAGAAGAUCGCUUAGAAUUCAAUCUUCACAAAGGACAAAAAGUUCGUUUAGGUGACACAAUUCUGCAAAAGAAAAAUGAAUAACUUAUUUUUGCUUUAUUG